Prunus armeniaca (apricot) is the source of this 468-nucleotide messenger RNA. The record is from the annotation of a GenBank genome assembly. NCBI's taxonomy places the organism in Eukaryota, Viridiplantae, Streptophyta, Magnoliopsida, Rosales, Rosaceae.
AUGACUGAGGUUACAGGUUGUUUUAGCAGCGUAGCACUACUCAUGAUCCUAUAUAUCUUACACCAAUCAUGUGUUGCUGAGAGUACAUUAAUUUACAAUGUCCUAAGCUUUGGAGCUAAACCUAACGGUGUAAUAGAUUCUACCCAAGCUUUUCUAGAUGCAUGGACUGCAGCAUGUGCCUCCUCCGAUUCAACCACUCUAUAUGUACCCAAAGGGAGGUAUUUGCUUCGCAAUGCUAUGGUUUUUAAAGGCGAUAACUGCAAAAGCACAGAUGUUACUUUUCGGAUUGAUGGAACAUUGAUUGCUUCGUGGGAUUACCAAAUCCUUGGCCAAGCAGGCAACUGGCACUACUACAUUUUAGUCUUUGCGCGACGAAAGGGUUUUCGUCGCGCAAAAACGAUUUUAGUCGCACAUCAUUAUGCGCGACAGAAUAUUCGUCGCGCACAAUCCGUCGCGCAAAGGUCGUGA